CAAGCAAUCCAAUUGUACUUGAGCUGUGAAAUUAAUUCCUGUUUUAUCUGUUGGUUGUCAACACAUUAACUAAAUGGUUGUCAAGUUAACCCUUUAGUUAUUCUGUGUUUAGAAAAUUACAAGUACAUUUGAAAUUCAUGACGUCUUUAACCUUAUUUUAAAGAUAUGGUUGGUGACUUGGAGAAACCAGCCAGAGCAAGAUACAUUUUGAAAUGUAUCUUCAUUAUUUUGAAAUUGUAUCUACAUUUGAAAAUAAUCCUAUGACCCCACCUUCAGGCCUCCCUCAAAAAGCCACUCACCAAAAACAAGUGAUUAGCUCUCUAGCUUUUACAUUUGCUCUGCUAUAGCUUUUUGGAAGACUCCGGUCAUGUGCAGUGAGUGCAUGGACAGAGAGUACGCAGGUAGGUAGGUAUAGAUAGACAGGUUUGCUCUCUUCUCUUUUCACUUGGCCUGAAUAAAAGGAUUGGACAGGGGUACUAAAGGCCUGCCACAGCCAUAGAUACCGGAUUGUUUUAUUUUAUUUUUACUUUUCAAAUGACCAUAUAGUGCCUUUGAUUUACUGGUUGAUGUUGGAAUGUAAAGAUAAAUGAACUAAUAUGACAAAAAUGCCCCUAAGAUAACCUACACUAGCUUUCAUGACUGCUUUUAGGCCACCACCACCCACACACCUCCGUUAAGCAGAGAAGGUGGAGUUUCAACAUCUCCUGGGAACCUGCUGCCGGGAGAACAGCACCUCCUGCCUCUUGUGAAUCUCUCUGAUGAGCGUCUGAGUCUCUCGAACGCUGUGGUUGCUCUUCCUCUUCAGGAACUUCAUCUGGAGGAAAUCCAGCUAGAGAGAGAGAGAGAGAGAGAGAGAGAGAGAGAGAGAGAGAGAGAGAGAUGAGGACUCUGACUGUGAGGAAGGUGAUGAGAUGGGGAGACAUGAUAGAAGGAUGGAUGAGAGGAUUCAAUAGAUGGAGAUCCCUGUUGAAGGGGGAAAAGAGGGAGAUUGUGAUGAAUAGGGGCGUGUCAAUGGACAGGGGAGGGGAGAGUCAGAAGAAAGUAUGUCAAAAUGCAACAGUAUAUGAGAGGACAGGUUUUACCCUGUAAUGGAAAUUUCCAUAAGAUGGUCAUUUUGUUCGCUAAACACCAAGACACUGACCUCUUAGUUAUGAUCCAUGUACAGUUAGAAGAAUCUGAGGAACACUUUAGCACAGAAUAAAAAAUGAAACGAUUGAAGAUAAAUCAUUAUUUAAAUAAUUCACAGGAUAUUCAUUUUUGGAUCUCGUGGGAGACAUUGCUCUAAUAGUAAGGGGCAAUAAGAUCACCAUUUGUGAUAAUGGUUCCAAAUGGUGUGUGUGUGUGUGUGUGUGUGCGUGUGCGUGUGUGUGUCAGGGAUGGAAAUUAACACCCGCCACACGCCAUUUGCGGGUGGAUUUGUAUGGUGGCGGGUGAAUUGUGUCACUUCACCCGCCACUGUGUCGGGUAAUACUUUCCAGUCAGGUCCGAUCAAAUUUGCAUAUUUAAUACAUUCGUCAUAUGGCGCUGCAGUUCUACAGCCAUUACUGUCAACAUCCGGCCCCUUCUUCUACGCCUCUGUCACGUUAAAAUUGUACCGGGGGCGAAGAUUGUACCGGCCUACGUCAUCAGUUGUUUACAUCUUGACAACCUGCCUGGCAACAAACGACGCGAUCGUCUGUUGCCGGGCAGGUUGCAAAAAGCAUAAAAGUGCUGGUGUUAGAAAAAAAGUUGACGGGAAUUAAAGUGCUGCACAUCGAUUGUACAAAUGUAGAUAAUUGAUCACAAGAAUUUUAAUUCAGAAAAUGAAUAGGCUAAUAAAGUCUGAAUUGUGAGAUCAAAUUUAGCAUUCUGAUAAUAAAGUCAGAAUACUUGGAUAAAAUCCGAAUUCUGAUAAUUAAAUCCAGCAUUAAAGGUUCAUUUAAGAAGGUUCUCACCAGUCAUUUAUCGCCUGGUCGCGAUGUUGAGUUUUUCUUAAAGUAGUUCACUAGCGUGCAAUAAUUUGCAGUGUCAGAAUUCUGAGAAUUUAGUCAGCAUUCAGAUUUCUCAGAAAUCUCUGACACUGCAAAUUAAAGCGCUACUACUAGCGAACUACUUUCAGCGUGACUGGAGAGAACUAUUUAACAGUGUUACAGGUGGGAAUCAAAUGUGUUCCCCGUACGUAGGGUAACCAGACGUCCUCUUUUGCCCGGACAUGUCCUCUUUUUGAGACACUUUUAAAAAAUGUUUUGCGGAAUUUCAAAAUCGUCCGGGAUUUUAUUAGAGCCUCAUACAUGUUCACAUUGAAUUUGCGUUGCGUUUCUCUGGGUCGUUCACAAACUAGUUAGGCUACGCCCUCCCCUACCCAGUUCUCUCUGGUUCUCUUCGCUUUGCAUUGGUGGAAGUGAGUAGGGGGAGUGGUUAAGUAGAGCCUUCAGAUUGGACGGUUUGACUGACGCCCCGUGCCCACUACAGGGGUUGACACUAAGGUUUCAAAAGCACUUGCCCAUCGGGCAAGUACAGGUCAGGUUCAACUUGCCCGAAUGUAAUGUUCACUUGCCCAAAUUAUAAUCAGAAUCGUGAACGGGCCUCUUUUUGCCAGGCACCCAGCCUGGUUUUGGGGGGGCUCAGAAAAAUCAUCCUAGCUCAGACUGAAGCUGAAUGUUAGCUUCCACACAUGUGUUUAAAAAAUAACAAACUUCUCUUUGUUUACUUAUUUAUCGAGCGGUCACAUCGUGCCAUGAAGUGAUUUCAGUCCACAGUUGCAACCUAUUAAAGCUAUCGCCAAGUUAUAUGUAGACCUGCAUGAUUUGAUGCAAAUGUACAUAACUAAAUGUCAGAGGUAGUAGCAAAGAUAUGUCUUUUUUAACUUUCAAGUUUCUUGUAGCUCUAACUGAAUAAUCACAAUCGCGUUUCUAGUAGGGUUGUAAGUCACGAUACUGGAUUUUCUAACUUCAACACUAUUCCUGGAAAAGAUCGAUAUUCUAUACCAUUUUCGAUAUCAGGGGAAACGUUUUUUUCAGGUAAGAACAUAGCCUACCCAAAGUAAAGAGAUUAUAUCUCCACAACUGCAAGGGCGAUAAUGUCAUCUUUGGGCCAAAAGAAAGAUUGUUGUGCAAGUGAAAUAUUCAAUGGGGAUAAUACUUGGUUAAAGUGAAUAAAGCCAUGGAACACAGCAUAAGUGGAAGAUAACAUUUCCACCUGAAAUAAUUAUCAGUAUCAGUUGGUCGUUAUCAGUUGGGAGCGCUGUCUUACUAUGAGACACAAAUAAGGUAGAUAUCUUAAAAUUUUGACACCUGACACCUCUAUUUAAAGUUCAGGGCAAUCGAAUGCACCAAGCCAAACACUCGCAAAUAAAUAUAUGGCCACUAGAUUGCGCUGAAGAAUAUGUUUUCUGAUUGAAGGCAAUUUACCUAUUUCCUAAGAAACCUUCUCUUAUUCAUUGAUUGAAAACACCAUAUUAGGUUGCAAAAUUUGGCCCAGAUACUGGAUAAUCUGUUUAUGGUGGUUUUAUUCGAUCAGAAUCAACUGUGUGGACAAAAAUCACAAAGGUAAUACUUAAUUUUUGGUUGUUAAAAGAAAAGGGGACGUUUCUUCUUAAGUUGUUAUUUGCGAGUUUUAGUCACAGAAUGAUAUGGUUUGGACUGUUGGAAUAGCCUAAGUGAAGGCUCAGCUUUCAUGUAAUAUAUACAGUAGUUUGUGAGGGUCCAAUUUCGUGAAAAAGAUCGCUAUUGCUGUGCGCAUGUGCAGUUAUGAAACACAAAACCGUGUUCUUGAUUUUCCUUGAUAAUUUGCCUCAAUCCAAAGUACUUCCAAACUGCACUCCUCCAUCACUACUCCAUUUAACUUCUACCUAAACCGUUCGAGGAGGUGCUGCACUUGAGAUGCUAGCUGUGUUGGCUAACCUUUAGCGAAUCACUGCCAGAGACCGCACUGCGAAUGAGUGACAGAAGGCGGGGCUAUAUUCGCACUGAAGCGAUGCGUGUCUGUUAACUCGCUUUCCGAGAGAAGAGAAGACAGCGCGCUGAUCAAUUGCAAAUACGGUACUUCUAUUUUGUGUGGUUUUGCGGAACAAAAGGUUGUUCUGCAGUUUCUAAAAACAUUUGAAUAAAUAGCUUUUAUAUUAACAUCCACCCAAAAUCCACUUGCCCGUUCGGGCAACCAGAAAAAAUCUCAACUUGCCCAAACAUUUUUUUUACUUGCCCCGGGCAAGCAGGCAAGUGGCAACCCCUGCACUACCUCCGUCAGUUGACCGUUGCCCAUUGACUUUGAAUGGGGACGGACGCGCAAUGCAUUGUGGAUCCGUCCGUUCAGUUGGAGCGUUCGCCACCGUCAGAAAGUUGAAAAAUGUUCAACUUUUUCGGCAGCGACGGUUCCGUCAUCCAAUCAGAUCGCGUAUGCAAAUGCAAAUGCCACAUAGAUAUAUAAUUAUGUUUUUGCACGUUUGCAACGUUUAAAAGUUCAGGGUAUAAAGUUCAAGUAUAUGCCUCUACUUGUAUUGCUUAAGCUAAUAGCCUUUUGAGGCAGUGUUUUUUUCUGAAUAUUUGUGUUAAGGGCCAAUAAUGCUUACUAUCAUACGUUAGUUACCUGUCUGUGGACAAAUUUGUAUGCAGUCCCAUGUAAAUAACAUGUUAUGAUGGUGUAGCCAUGCAUGUUGUUUUAUUGCUAAUAUGUCAAUUUGUUUUUUAUUGAAAAUACUUUGUAUAGAUGAAUUAUCCCCAAACUUGUCAUCGUAACAUCUUUGAAAUAAACAUGACUUAACAUGGCAGAUACCUGUGUAUUGUUUAUCAUAUGCGGUAAGAGUGUAACGUUUUCAACUCAGUUCCUUGGUAGAACCUACUUACAGUAAAAAUCACUUCUGAUGGAAAAAAAGAUGUGUAUGAAAAGCACUUUUCUUAUCUAUUUUUACUAUUUAUUGUUUAAAAUGUACGCAUAUAUUAAAAAAAAUAGAUAGCGUAUAAAAAGUGGACAAAAAAAAGUGGAAAAAACUGCACAAUGGGUUUAGAUCGUUAUUCAUAUCUGUUAGAUGUUUCCCCAUGAGGUGUAACCCCCGCACCGUUUCGAAACCUACACAUCAAUCUUGCUGUAACUAUAGGUUGCUGCCUUCUUCUUCAAUCAAUGCCCGGCGAGUGGUUUGCAGAGAUCAUCGUAAAUGGCAUUUCAUCUGGCUAAAUUAGCCGGCUGUUGUAUCACCUUAUUCUAUUGAUGCUACCCUAGGGAUAUGUGAUUGUUAUCAGAUGAAAAUAACUCACAUUGUUGAUCUCACUCGAAUUAAAUUGGAUGUCCAUUAUACCAGGCACAGCAUCUCGUAGCUUUAUCACUGCACCGUGAACAGCGCUUCUAUUGGCUCGUUCGGCACCUCGCCCACCUCUGACGUAGAAGGUCCCGCCCCCGAUACUUCCGGACAUGUGUUCCGCUUGUCAUGUCCGACCACAACCAAAACAAUAACAGGGAUGCAUAUAUCUUUUGCCUAAUAAGUUUAAAUUGUCAUCAUUAGUUAGAAAUCCGAAUCUUAGAACUAUGUUUGAACAUUAGCAGGACCGUUUUAAUGUACCAGAACAUCUGUAGGAUCUUUGCCUGUGAGCUGGCGCUGCUCGUCAAAACGCAGUACGCCUGGAUCAAAGCAACAGUUACCUCAGUAGCUUUGGACAAACGCAUGUUUUGCCGAAGAAGGACUUUGGUUAACCUUUGAGAGCCGCCAUGGGGUCUGUUCGUUGGGCUUUUCGGUAUGGUUCCUGGACACCGUCCCGGUCCGAGUGGCUUUAUGCGGCGCGUUGUAUACAGCGAGAGGAGAAGGAGAGAAUUGGACAGUUCGUUUUUGCCAGAGAUGCCAAGUCAGCAAUGGUUGGUCGGCUGCUCCUGAGGAAGUUUGUGUGUGAGAGGAUUGCAGUUCCCUGGUCAGAGAUCCAGUUGGCACGCUCACCCAGAGGGAAGCCGUACCUGGUGCUGCCAGAGGCCACCACCACCCACACACCUCCGUUAAGCAGAGAAGCCCAGAGGUGGAGUUUCAACAUCUCCCACCAGGGGGAGUAUGCGGUGCUGGCUGCAGAGCAGGGCCUGCAGGUCGGGGUGGACGUUAUGAAAACCACCAUGCCAGGUAGCAGCUCUGUAUCCCAGUUUUUCCGCAUCAUGACUCGUCAGUUUACGGAGUACGAGUGGAGCGUCAUCCAAUCAUCUGGCUCAGAACGCCAGCAACUCGCCGCCUUCUACCGCCACUGGGCGCUGAAGGAGAGCUUCAUCAAGGCCAUUGGCACGGGGCUGGGCUUCAACCUCCAGAGGGCGGAGUUUCACCUCUCCCCUCAGCCAGUCACAGAGGAGCAGGGGCAGCACCGGACCAUGAUGCAUCUGGACGAGGAGGAGGAGGACAGCUGGAGGUUUGAGGAAAGCUUGUUGGAUGCGGACCACCAUGUUGCCGUGGCGCUAGGACUCCACAGCCCUCCUCCUGCUGGGCAGCCCAGAUGCCCGUCGCCCCCUCCCCCGACCGCCUUCACCCACCUGACGUUCGGUGACCUCAUCGCUCAGGCCACGCCCCUUAGCGAGGAAGACCCCGCCUACUGGGACGGCUUCCAGAGCAAGGGCGAGGCCCCCCAGAGACAGAGCAGCAGGACCCCGUCAGAGUGAACGCCGCACCUUCCAGCGCGGCGGCAGUGCCACGUGACGCCACAGCGGGCCAAACGCACCCGGAGCGCCUCACAAUGUCCGGGAGAUGCAGGGAGGAAGACCGAAUGAACACGGGUCCACACGCAUGCGUCAUCCUGCCACGGGCUGGUGCUCUGAUGUACCCAGGCACACGUCUUACCGUGACCUGCUGGGCUGUGGGUCGCUCCGGAAGGAACGACGCACAUUGGAGAACGUUUGGGCACGCUGGACCUGUUGCAUUACUGAGUGCUGGAAAAACGCACGGUUAAUGGGUUUCAAUGUGCUCCGUGAGUAAUACACUCACUGUGUGAAUUGUUUGAUUGUGGUUGAGUGAUAUGUUGUUUGACUAAUUGGGUUGUAUUUUUACGAUCACAUUUCGCCUUGAACCCCCAGCUACAUGGGAACAGAUAAAGAAAUGUAAAUGAAGUCUUGGUGUUCUUCUACUUAUUUCUCAGGUGUUUACCUGUAUGUUAAUUCUGUCUCUCGCCAUCCAUGUCUCUUAUCAACCUGUGUGUGUGAGUGUGUGUGCGAGUGUGUGUGUGUGCGUGUGUGUGUGUGUGUGUGUGUGUGUGUUCGUGACUUAUGCACUACUGCCUCCCCUCGCUUAAAUCCCUCUUCUAUAGGCUUUACUAAUAUGCAUGAUUGAUCAUGGCAUGAUUUUGUGGGUGUAAGAAAAAAAUAUCUUAACAAGCAAUAUAUAUAUUUAUACAAUUAAACACGCUAUUUAAAAAAAAAUGCAUGAGU
This is a messenger RNA of Gadus chalcogrammus (walleye pollock), 7359 nucleotides long. RefSeq names its product L-aminoadipate-semialdehyde dehydrogenase-phosphopantetheinyl transferase-like. Gene Ontology annotation, cellular component: cytosol. Lineage: Eukaryota; Metazoa; Chordata; Actinopteri; Gadiformes; Gadidae. The record is from RefSeq and is a predicted model, not a curated record. The coding region runs from base 5677 to 6597 and encodes 306 amino acids. The transcript is spliced from 7 exons. Gene Ontology annotation, molecular function: magnesium ion binding; holo-[acyl-carrier-protein] synthase activity.